Molecule: messenger RNA, 600 nt
Organism: Talpa occidentalis (Iberian mole)
Lineage: Eukaryota; Metazoa; Chordata; Mammalia; Eulipotyphla; Talpidae
Gene: AICDA
Product: activation induced cytidine deaminase
Exons: 4
Biological process (GO): defense response to virus; DNA cytosine deamination; negative regulation of single stranded viral RNA replication via double stranded DNA intermediate
Cellular component (GO): P-body; cytoplasm; nucleus
Molecular function (GO): cytidine deaminase activity; RNA binding; zinc ion binding
Source: RefSeq, a predicted model, not a curated record
CUCAUCCACAGCCUCCUGAUGAACCAUAAGAAGUUUCUUUACCAGUUCAAAAAUGUCCGCUGGGCUAAGGGCCGGCGUGAGACCUACUUGUGCUAUGUGGUAAAGCGGAGAGAUAGUGCCACCUCAUUUUCCUUGGACUUUGGUCACCUUCGCAACAAGGCGGGUUGCCACGUGGAAUUGCUUUUCCUCCGCUACAUCUCAGACUGGGACCUGGACCCUGGCCGGUGCUACCGCGUGACCUGGUUCACCUCCUGGAGCCCCUGCUACGACUGUGCCCGCCACGUGGCUGACUUUCUGAGAGGGUACCCCAACCUCAGUCUUAGGAUCUUCACCGCGCGCCUCUACUUCUGCGAGGACCGCAAGGCCGAGCCAGAGGGGCUGCGGCGGCUGCACAGCGCUGGGGUCCAAAUAGCCAUCAUGACCUUCAAAGAUUAUUUUUAUUGCUGGAAUACUUUUGUGGAAAACCGGGAAAAAACCUUCAAAGCUUGGGAAGGACUGCAUGAAAAUUCCGUGCGUCUAUCCAGACAGCUUCGGCGCAUCCUUUUGCCCCUCUAUGAAGUGGAUGAUUUACGAGAUGCAUUUCGUACUUUGGGACUUUGA